AAAGAUGUCAGCCUCCACAGAACUAAAUGUCGCCAAAAAGAAUCUUUCAGACGUCCUUGGGGACGCAAUGAAAACAUAUUUGAUUAUUUUGAAAUCAUGGUUUAAGCAAAAGAUAUCAAGGGAGGAUUUUGACUAUGAGGCACGGAAGCUGCUCACAUCUGAAACAGUCCACUUACAUAAUGAGUUCCUCCUGGCCAUCCUGAGCAAAUGUCAGAGUCUUGCUUCAGCACUGGCACCAAAAGAUGUCAACAGCUCCAGUCACUCACUGUCAAGUCCUAAACAGAUUAAAAAGCCAAGAUUAAAGAGAAAGUCGUCAUCAAAUAAAGCAAGUUUUCAACAGCGCUUCGUCCCUGCUGACCCCUUGAAGAAUGUGCCACUGGCUGUUGUCAAGGGGCCAGAAGAUGAGGGAGGGAUCCAUUUUUGUUCGCGAGAGUUGAUCCUUCCUGGAAUCUCCACGAUACAUGGCCGAAUGAUUGUUACUGCUUGGGAUUUUGGCCUGGAUAAUGUUGAGGAUGAUGCUGUGAGGAUGAUGCUCGCAGCUACUGAACAACUUUUCAAAAAUAUCAUAUCAGCAAUUCUCUUGCGGCGGAAUGGCUACAAGUUGAGAGAGAAUCGAUUCAAAUACGCCAUAGGAACCCAAGCACCAAGCUCAUAUUUACGAAACACAAAUGAUAUCUUGGAUUUCUCAACUGACAGCCAUGCUACUGAUAUUUCUAGUCAAGGAGCUGUCAUCCCGAGUAUCAAACCAGGGCGGGACAUCGGUGAAAUGGACGGAGCGACUCAGGUAGCCUGUGGCAGUUCGGAGGAACCGCCUCGGCGACCAGUGAACAUGUAUGAUGUUGCUGAGGCACUGCAGGUCUACCGGAGUACGCUACCUUCACAUACAGUUUACGCGAUGAAUAUGGAACGGAUUAUUCAACGAUUGUGGCAUCCGAGUAACGAAGAGCUCGAUCAGGAUCACAUACGACGACAAGAGGUCGCUAUAAAACAGGAACUUGCCACAUGGGGAAAGCCGAACAAAUUGAGUCGGACUGAUUCAAAUUCCAAACACAGUGCAUCAGGGACGACGUUAAGGAUGUGAAAUAACUGAAAUAAACUGGUUUUUCAGACGAGAUGGAAUUUCAUUUUCUUUGUGCUUGGUGGACACUUGUGUACUGACAUUACCAUCAUAAAUUCUUGCCGUCAUGUGGAGUUGCAUGUACUUAACUGAUUUGGGAUUUGGUUAUUCGUGUUAUUAGCCAGGGCUUUGAGGAGUAUCCUGAUCCCAUGUCAUUGAAAAUAAAGUCAGCUCUUGUUCUUCUGGCAUAAAGAUGGUAGAUACAAAUGCAGAAGAUAUUUAUGGAAUUUUGUACAAUAUUGUUUUAUUGUAAAUAAAUAAUGUCUUUGCACUACACACAUCCU
Molecule: messenger RNA, 1401 nt
Organism: Lineus longissimus
Lineage: Eukaryota; Metazoa; Nemertea; Pilidiophora; Heteronemertea; Lineidae
Product: transcriptional adapter 1-like
Exons: 8
Coding region: 5-1081 (358 amino acids)
Biological process (GO): regulation of transcription by RNA polymerase II
Cellular component (GO): SAGA complex
Molecular function (GO): transcription coactivator activity
Source: RefSeq, a predicted model, not a curated record